AAUGUGUUUAUAAUUAAUAAUAAUACUAUAUAGUAAUAAUUUAUACUCUGUCCUCAAAAAUGAGGUACAGGAGAGGAGUGUUCUCAAAUGAUGUUCCUCAGAAAACUCUGUCUUAACCAAGCUAAUUAUAUCUUUCCAGCAAAGUGACUACCCUCUGCUUUUAUCUCCUCUCCUGUUUCCUUAUCUGUGAGAAAGGGGUUGGUGGGGGUAGUUUUUGUCCAGUUAUGUAUUAUUUUUAUUAUUGUUAUUCUUGUUACUCAUUCUACCCUUUAUAAAAACUGAGUUUUAAGAUGUGAAUAGUGAUACCAAAAAAGAUGCUGAACUUGAAAAACAGGAAAAGAUAAAGAUUUUUAAAAUAGUUUCUGGAUUAAGGGUUUUAGGAAAGUAGAAGUUUAAGGCAUAGUUUGUCUCUGCAAGGAUUUUUUUUAAUUGAAUAUUGCUUUUGAGAUAAGUGUAGAUUCACAUGCAGUUGUAAGCAGUAAUACAGAGAGAUCUCUUGUACAUCACUGCAAGGAUUUUGAAGUCGUUAAUAAUGAAGAAUGACAAUAGAGAACGGCAGCAUCAUGAGCACAGUGAGAGGCGGCGGGAUGGCAACCCUGAGACAUUAUCUAAUGGACGAGCCCAGGGUAACACACGGCAGGUGGUGGAACAAGAUGAAGAAGAAGAUGAGGAGCUGACAUUGAAAUAUGGUGCCAAACAUGUGAUCAUGCUCUUUGUUCCCGUGACUCUCUGCAUGGUGGUGGUUGUGGCUACCAUCAAAUCGGUCAGCUUUUAUACCCGAAAGGAUGGGCAACUAAUCUAUACCCCAUUCACAGAAGACACUGAGACUGUGGGCCAGAGAGCCCUGCACUCGAUUCUGAAUGCUGCCAUCAUGAUCAGCGUCAUUGUUGUCAUGACCAUCCUCCUGGUGAUUCUGUAUAAGUACAGGUGCUAUAAGGUUAUCCAUGCCUGGCUUAUUAUUUCAUCUCUGUUGUUGCUGUUCUUUUUCUCAUUCAUUUAUUUAGGGGAAGUGUUUAAAACCUAUAACGUUGCCAUAGACUAUAUUACUGUUGCACUCCUGAUCUGGAAUUUUGGUGUGGUGGGAAUGAUUGCCAUUCACUGGAAAGGUCCUCUUCGACUCCAGCAAGCAUAUCUUAUUAUGAUCAGUGCCCUCAUGGCCCUCGUAUUUAUCAAGUAUCUCCCUGAAUGGACUGCAUGGCUCAUCUUGGCUGUGAUUUCAGUAUAUGAUUUAGUGGCAGUCUUGUGUCCAAAAGGUCCACUUCGUAUGCUGGUUGAAACAGCUCAGGAAAGAAAUGAAACUCUGUUUCCAGCUCUUAUUUACUCCUCAACAAUGGUGUGGUUGGUGAAUAUGGCAGAAGGAGACCCAGAAGCCCAGAGAAGAGUGUCCAGAAAGUCAAAUUAUAGUACACAAAGCACAGAAGAUGAAACACAAAAUGGUGUUGCAGCGAAUGAUGAUGGAGGCUUCAGUGAAGAAUGGGAAGCCCAGAGGGACAGUCAUUUGGGGCCUCAUCGAUCUACACCUGAAUCACGAGCUGCUGUACAGGAGCUUCCCAGCAAUGUCCCACCCACCGAGGAUCCAGAGGAAAGGGGAGUAAAACUUGGAUUAGGAGAUUUCAUUUUCUACAGUGUUUUGGUUGGUAAAGCCUCAGCAACAGCCAGCGGAGACUGGAACACAACCAUAGCCUGUUUUGUAGCCAUAUUAAUUGGUUUGUGCCUUACGUUAUUACUCCUUGCCAUUUUCAAGAAGGCAUUGCCAGCUCUUCCCAUCUCUAUCACCUUUGGGCUUGUUUUCUACUUUGCCACAGAUUAUCUUGUGCAGCCCUUUAUGGACCAACUAGCAUUCCAUCAAUUUUAUAUUUAGCAUAUUUGCAGUUGGAAUCCCAUGGAUUUUUCUCCUUUGACUGUUAUAAAAUCUGGGGAGGACAAAGGUGAUUUUCCUGUGUCCACAUCUAAAAGACUCAAGAUUUCCGGCUGGACUUUUCGCAGCUUCCCUCCAAGUUUUCCUGACUACUCACAGUACUGGACACUGAAGAGCAGGCAGGCACCUGCAGAACCUGGUUUUGAACAUACUUCUUCAUGGUGGGCUGAGUCCCUCGGUGCAGAAACUACCAGAUUUGAGGGACAGAAAUAAGGAAACGUGAUGGGCCAGAAAUCUGCUGUGCUCGACCAGCAGUUUGAUCCUUGGUCACAGGUAGAUUUUACCAACACUACGAACUCUCAGGACUACCAUUGCCAAGAGGUUAAGUGAAGUGGUUUAAACCAAACAGGACUCAUCUUAAACUACAUGUUGAAAAUUAACCUAUUCUAUACUGGUUGAUUUCUGAACCUUUUCAAGAGGUACUGUGAGGAGAGCAGGCACCAGCAGCAAAAUGGAAAGGUGGAAAGGGGCUCAAAUUUUCACUUUCAGACUUUUUUGCUGCAGACUUGUCAUUUUUAAAUAAGAUUUUUUUUUUUCCUCCUUGGGUCAAGUCGGAUGUGUUGGUUGAUUUUGACAAGUUAUGUUCUCAAGCACUGAAACUCCAUUAUCAUCUAUGGUUGCCAGUUCUUCCCAAGGCCAGUUGGAAUUUAUUUGAGUUUGAUUUAAAAAAUCUUAAUCUCAGGUUCCAAAUUCAGUAAUUUCUGGGAAUAAUGGAACUUUUGCUCAACAAUUCCCCAUCCUUCUUAGGUAAAUUCUAUAUUUUCCACCAAGUUCCUAAUUUUUAGAUGUACCUGUAAGUUUACUUGCCCCCAGAUGCUCUUCUGUUCCCCUUUUCUCCUUUUACUCCCACCCACAAGCAGUUCUCUUAUACAGCAAAUGAGACAGCUCUGUUAUGGUAGCAGAUGAUCCAGUUAUUCUGGGAUUUUGCUCUUUGUGUGAUGCAAAGAAUGUGUUAUGAAUCAGUGCUAUCAGCCUUGCUGUCAUAAUUUCUUCAGUAGCAAAUAAGUUAUGUGCCCAAAGGCAGUAGAAUUAAAGAAGAGUAAAAUGGCUGGUGAAGCACUUUCUGUCCUGGUUUUUUUUUUUAUACUAUAACCCCUUGUGUCUGACAGUAGAUCACAAUUAGAGCUAAUAGCCCAAAGCUGGUGGUUUAUAACGUUUAUGAAUCAGUCGUGUCAGUACAAAACAAGACUUGGGAGAAAACCAUUAUUUCUCCUGGCGAGCUGUGGAAGAAUGCUGGGUCAGGAGAAGGAAGAGGCCUCCAGUGGUCAAUAGGACAAAUGAGCUCAUGUCCUAGGGCAGAUAUUAAAGAGAAGAUCUAAGAACCUCACAAUGGGUGUUUUGUGGUUCUCCAUCUGCAUUACCUUUCAUCUCAAUGAAUCUUCAUGUGAAUGGGGCAGUGGAGGCACUGGCUGAAGUCACAAAGGUGUUCAGACUCUGUGCGUUCAAGUCAGACAAAGCAUGUGAACAGAACCAUCAGCCUGUGUGCAUGUGACCCCGCUCAGUGAAGCCUUACCAGGGCACAACCCUUCUUUUACUGCAGACAAGCCUUAGCCAUGACGAUCAGACUAAGCUUUGUGAGAAACUGAUUCCUGUGGACCAGGCUUUUCCCCUUUUGCCUGCUGCUUUCUCUCUGUAUCAUAUGAUCCUGUUUGGGAAUUCUCCUUGGAACUGGCCUAUUUGUUUUCUGUCACAGGGUAUUUCUUAUAAGAAACUAAUUUUUGGAGUAAUAUGCUGGUCCAACCUUAGUAAAAGUAAAAACUGGCUUAUAUUAGGCAGUGGGGAACUGCAGGGAAAUUCAGAACUAUGCAAAGAUAGUGGGCUUAGAGAAGUAAGUUCUCUCCUCUCGAUUUACUUUUUAUCAUUUAGCACCUUUUUUCCAACAUUCUUUCUCUUCCCAGACAGAUGACCUUGUGGGUAUUAUCCUCUAGAAAGCACAUGCAAUUCAGUGGCUUCAACAGAGCCACCUGAAUGCCAGUUUGUGAUUUGAAGCAUACUUGAGGGAACCCUAAUCUAGAGUAGUUUAUUUCAGCAGGGGUCCCAAAUGUGUUGUAUCUUCCAUGACAAGGUUCAUCUUAGAAGAGAAUUUGUGGGGUUUGGGAGAGAGUGCAUUUAAAUCCAUCCUAUGUACUAUUGUUCUCUGUGGAAAUUUUGCACUGAAUCUGUCAUUUUCCACAAGUCCGAGCCACAUCUCAGCAGUUAUAAAGCUGCAUACAGAACUCAUUUUAUUUCUUUAAAUCACUGAUCUCAGCCACAGAACCUUUCCUUCAAACAUUCUUUUUAGAUUCAGUUCAUUUGUUCCUGAAAUAUCAAAUUGCUGGUCUUCCACCAUGAAAAGUAGCUUGUCACCAGAGAGAACAGUAGCAAUUCCACAGGGGUUAGGAGCUCACACCCUGGGAAGAGGGGCUGACUGGAGCUAGGUUAGCAGCCGAGCUAACCUUCUUCGUGAAGGGAAGGGAAUACAGGAAGAAAAGUGUCUGGGUCUGACUGGCUUACAAUACAAAGAGGAUUUAUAUACGGAAUGUUGCCACAAACUAGCCUGUGGAAAUAUUAACCAUAUUUGGCAGAUUUGUAGAGUUGUUUGUUUUUGUUUUGUUUUGUUUCCAGAGAGUAAGGGCUCACCUUCCUGUUUUUGAGUCUCGCCAGGUUAGUGUGUGAUUCUUGGGUCACAGCUCUUGCUGUAAAUGACUAACUUUCUCAAUCAGAAAAAAAUGGAGAGAGGGAAGAUUUCCAAGCAACUUAGAAGAAAACAGUCAUAAGUAAGCAAUUUAUUGAUUUCAAUGGAAAAGCAACAACUAAAGAUGUAAUAUUUUUACUUUUUAACCCUGGAUAUCCUUUUAUUUUUAUUUUAUUUUAUUUUAUUUUAUUUUUGAAAUGUCCUCCUUAUUUUAAAAAUUCUCCCUAGUAGAUGUCCAAACACAUAUGUUUAGUACUUGGCCUCAAACAACGGCAUAUAUGUAUUCUUGAUCAUAAUUUGCAGAAUGUGAAACAAAAGUUAAGUUUCCAAAUAAGGUCUUGCAGGGUCAUUAGCAGGUGCCUAAAGGAAGCUUCUGAUCCCUGACCCCCCAAAUGCAGGAUUUUGUGUAUUGGAUUGUUCAUGAUCUAACCCUGGAAGGAAAAGAGCUCAGAAACUACUGUGAAAAGAUUUAUUUGUUCAGUGUCUUCCAUACUCCUGGCAAUGCGCUGUAGACCAAGGAUACCAAGACAAGUAAGAUUGAUCCUCAGAAUGCAGCUGUAGUCUCUUGUUUUCUGGAAUAUGGCAUCUUUAACUUUGCUAAAAUAUUGGGUGCUUGUCAAUAACCACUUCUCCCAGUUACCAUUACUGAAGGCCCUACUGCCAUGGCACGGUCAGUUCUGAAAAUUGUAACAUCUGUUGGUAUUGUAUAUAGUCUCGUUCCACAGAAGAGAUGGCAGGCUUGUAAAAGUGAUGUUACCAAAGUGACUUGAUGCUUUCAGAAACCAAUCUUCUAAGUAAAAUACUCCUUUUUCUCUAAAUUUGCUUUUGGGUGGUCUAUAUAGAACCCUGAGUUUGGGAAGUGGCUUGAAAACUGGACCUUUGGUUUUGCCCUUCGGGAGGUUACAUAUCAUCAUCAUGAGUUUGAACCUAGUGAUCCUGUGAUCUUCUCGCCUCUUUUUAAAUUCCCCAAACACAGAAGGUUGAAAACACUGGCUUUCAGCUCUUCACAGCCCUCAUUGAAAUUGCAGGCCAGAGUGUACCAGCAAGGCUUUCUCACACUCAAGUCUCAGAAUCUUCUGGAUGCUUUCAUCUGAACAGGACUCUUCUCUGAUAGGAAACACCUGCUUGAGCAAGAGUGCAGUUUAGGCAGCUGCGAGCAACAACAUAACCCUCCUCAGGCAUUUAAAACCUCAGAUUUGCAUAUUAAAAAGGAGCCUGGUGCUGAAAUGAACCCCUUCUUUGACUGUCAAAGCCUUCUCCCAGUGCUUCCCACUGGAUGCUGCAACAGUGCCACGAGAAAGCAGUUAGGCCACCCUGGACCCUGGAAUGUGUUGUUAGCAUUUCAGGUUUGUCUGUGUGACAAGAUAGAUUUCCCAGAAAGCAGUUUUCCUUUUGAAAUAAUUGCCAAAACCAAGCAGCUUCAAAACUCAACUGAAUUAGAGUAGCAGGUACAGGAUUAUCUUGGUUUAUGAUGUGAUCGGAGAUGCUGGAAUGUGCAUGUCAGUGGGAUCGUUUACUCAGUGUGCUCAUUGUCUGGCUUUCGCUUCUGCAGACUCUGCUUUUUACAUAAUUGAGACAAACUGUGAAUACAUCUUUUUAAAAUACCUUUCAAAUUCUUGGUAAGAUAUAAAUUUGAUAGAUGAUUGCAGAUUUUCCUGUAUUUAUCAAAUUAAUAAAGACUGCAUGAAUCACC
Messenger RNA from Choloepus didactylus (southern two-toed sloth), 6285 nucleotides. RefSeq names its product presenilin 1 (gene PSEN1). The coding region runs from base 533 to 1861 and encodes 442 amino acids. NCBI's taxonomy places the organism in Eukaryota, Metazoa, Chordata, Mammalia, Pilosa, Megalonychidae. The transcript is spliced from 10 exons. The record is from RefSeq and is a predicted model, not a curated record. Gene Ontology annotation, molecular function: cadherin binding; aspartic endopeptidase activity, intramembrane cleaving; beta-catenin binding. Gene Ontology annotation, cellular component: ciliary rootlet; cell surface; mitochondrial inner membrane. Gene Ontology annotation, biological process: negative regulation of apoptotic process; amyloid precursor protein catabolic process; membrane protein ectodomain proteolysis.